CCCAAAUAGCAGGUGUUUGAAAUUUGCGGCGACACUGUCAGUCUGUUACAGCGGUUCUAAGUCCCUCAAAAACACGCACACCUCAUACACCACCAGACCCACAAAAUCGCAAUGUCUGCCGGCGCAGAGACCACCACUGAGCUUCUACCUUCCGCGGGACGGGUGUUCUUCCAGCCAGCACCCGGCGUUGGGUGCGCUGUCUCCGGACCCAUGGCUCGGGAAGACCCGGUCCAGAAAAAGCAGGGGAAAGUGACAGUGAAGUACGACAGGAAGGAGCUGCGGAAGAGACUGAUACUGGAGGAAUGGAUCAUCGAACAGCUAAGCGAGCUGUACGACUGCGAGGAGGAGGAGAUGCCUGAGGUGGAGAUAGACAUUGAUGACCUCCUGGAAGUAAACAACGAAGAUGAGCGCGCUGUGAAACUACAGGAGUCCCUCACAGACUGUUAUAAGCCUACUGAGGAUUUCGUCCGGGAGCUACUGGGCCGGAUCAGAGGCAUGCGGAAACUAAGUGCCCCUACGAAGAAAAGUCUUUAAUGACCAACGUCCACACACACUCACACACACUUCACUCACUCCCUCACACACACACACACACACAUCGACACAUACACACACACACACUGGCCACAAGGACACGUGCCAUUGGACACGUCCCUACACUCCCUAAUGGGUCCCAAUGCCCCAUUAACCAACAAGUAGUCAGGACUCAACAUCCCAUAAUCCCAUAGGUACUGUAGUAUAGCAGAUCCAGUGUACUGGAAACUCAGCUAUUCGCCUUGUAGGCUUCUGUGAGGACUCCACUUCCCAGAAUUCAAUAUGCCUCAUAGACUCAGCAUCCAAGAGCACCCAACACAACUGACUCCAGCAGGAAUCCUUAACUGAGACAGUGUCCCACGCCUACACUCUAAGAACUCAGCUUCGUCACCUUGUCCAUUGGACUUUAAGACACAGGGGUUUUUAGAAAUGGUUCUUUACUCUUGUAUCUAAAUAACUUAGCUACUAUUUAUGUACAGUUAGUAUGAAAAGCUAAUGGCUGUGAUCUCUUAACUGUAUGUGUUAUUGUUUUGUUUUUCAUUUAUUUGAAAAAUCAUCAUUUAUUUUUUUUUAUCAUUUUUUUUGUACUGCAAUUGUUCAAUCUUUAGGCCACUGGUAGUACACUACCCAAUCACUGUCUCUGGUGGUGCAGUGUGGCUACACUCUUUCACACUCUUUCUUUGGUCUCUCUUUUCACCUUCAUCAACGCUCACGUCUCUCACAGGGUCAAGGGGGGUGCUACAUCUCUGAGCUGGGGCUGAGUUGUGCAAACAGAAGAUCAUUUCCUUUACACACACCCCUCCCUCCCUUUAUCCACCAAUCAGGGCUUUCACAAGUAGGUGGUGGACAGGUAAAAAGCCAAUCAAUUCAUGCGAUAAGCCAUUACCCCACUCUGGUACGCUCACACCUAUAUAUUCCUCUCAGGAUUAAAGACUACCUAGUUUUGCUAGUAUCUGAUCUAUAUUCAACCCAGCUCACAUUGUAGAGAUGUUGGACAUCAGCCACACUCCCUGGAGAACUGGUGUGUGGGACUAGCUCUUCCAUUUAGCAAAGCAUGAUGGGAACUGUAGUCCUAAAGCCUCUGGUGGAAGGUACUAUACAGGUCCUGAAUGAUUAGCAGCCUUCACAAGGAGGUCAGUAGCAUCGUUAGCUUGUCUCAUAUUGCAUCCAUGUUAAUGCUAAACCAACCAAGGCUCCUGUCAGCGUACAUAAAGGGAAACAUAUCAGCAUGUUAAGGCGACUACUGGUUUUCCUGUCCUCAUUGAAUGAUUACAAGCACAAGGUGAGGUCAGAUAGGUGCCAAUGUGGGAACAGAUCGGGCUUAGGUUGGGCAUGGAUUUGGCAUACAAACCAGGCCCUUUCCACAUCAGCUACUGUCAGUUCAUACAAUAUCUACUAUAUGUUCUACUUCCUGUCUUAUCUCUCACCUUAAUGACACCAUGAAGUUUAAUUAAGUCUGAGUUUAAUAAGUCUGAGGUCCUUAUACAUCUGGUCAUAACGAAUGUCCCUUAGCUAACGAGACGCACAGUGUAGCCUUCAAAAUGUCCUUACCUGAUGGCGGCUGUCAUUUCUAAGGCGUUGUGUUAAUCAAGACUGUUUUUGCCUCCUGUGGACUGAGUGAGUGAUGAGGGAAAGCUUCUUCCUUCAGCUAUUCAAUUUCACCUCGACUUUUUAGAGCAAUCAGGAAGCUGCCAAAGAAGACACAACGACAGCUUUAUUUUCUCUGAGUAUCAACGGUACAAGCGAAGAUAUCACAGGAUGUAUAGGCUUGCUAUUCUAUUAUCUAUGUAGUUAAAAGAGGUGAAUGCUAGCUACACCAUAUUAACAUCAUGGUCAUCAAAUCAUCACAGUUCAGUCUUAGCGAAUUUGUGAUAGACAAGAUGCAAUGCAAUCAAUUUAAGGAAACCAGGAUUUUUCUUAAAAAUGGUGCUGUUUUAGGACUUUUUUAGUUGUUUUUAGUCUUUUUUAGGGUUAGGUGGGUAAUGUUUGUUGUGAGAUUAGAGUGUCACCUGGCAGCCAUCUUGUGAGCCGCUGGUCAGUCUUUGCUCUGUGCCUUGAGCGUCCUCGGGUUACUAAACCUAUAGCCAAUCAGAGGUUGGUUACCCAAAAGUAUUGCUAAGUUACCACCAUCGUCGCUAACAUUAGCCUAUAUAGCAUAGCCUAUAUAACAUUAGCCUGUAACAGAGACUCACUGUGUUCCAAUUCGCAUACUUCUGUGCUUGCAAUACCAAAUAUGAGUGCACUUAAGUGUGUUCAAACUGCAUUUGAACACCAGUAUGUUAUGUUUAAAUGUUACAAUCGUCAUUUCUGGUAAGUGCACGGAGUUGGUGUUUGAUUUGAGACGACCCUACCCUGUUGAAAUUCACACACUAUGCGGGUAAGAACACACACAUAGUGCAUUUUAUUCGGAAGUACGCGGAUUGGAACAGCGUCUCUAUCUCUCUUAGUCAUCAUCAUGGUGGUCACUCAGCUAGGCUUUUUUGGAAAAUGCAACACUACAUGGUGGUGGUCAAGCGGUUAACAUUGAAGCUCGAGAGGGCUGUACUGUAGAGAUCAUUGUCAGAAUCCUGGUCAAGGCACCUGUAUGUCCAGAUACCCUAUUUGAGUUCUCAAGUAAAACCAGUACCUGGACAGCAGAGUUGACAUUGAUGAGGCACAUACCAAGUGGAGCAGUCUACUGACCCCAACACACACUCAAAGGCUAACCUAUUGGGAUUGACUGCUAAAAUUAGCAAAUUGAUGGCUGUGUUUAGCCUUUCCAGUAGCAUAGCAAAGUAGUGAGGACCCAGUAAGAGGCAUAAGGGCCACAGAAAUAGACUUAAGCAAAAAAUACAAUUUGGCCAUCAGUGUGUAUGCUGUUUUGUGAUCCAGCGCCUCACUCACAAAUGCCCCAAAUGGAUUUUCUAGUCCCGAGAUCCGGUAGACAUGGCUUAAGGUCUUCCAUGCACAAGAUCCCAGGUAAAACACCUUGUGGACAAGACUGUCUCAUUUUAAAUUUUUGUGUGUUUCUUGACUAAAUUUCAGAAAUAUUGGAUGCCCACAUUCACUCCAUUAGGUCACGUGGCAACUGGUUACUCACAGACACAAAAUGGAGGACUUGCUACCGUUUCUAGACACUAAGUCAGCUUAACCAGGCGUUUUGUGUUGCUGGACGAUGGCAUAGGUGUGUCAGUGUUUAUAGCUGACUCAGGUAUGGUCUGGACUUGCCCUCAGUGGGCUGUACUAUGAAGCAAGUUUACUGUUUUAUCCUCCAGGGAAUGUCAGGACUAUAACCACUGAUCCCUGGAAAAAUCCCUGGAUCGAGCAUGUAUUGUUUUUAAGAUGAUGGUGUUCUUUAGAGACCAGCAGUCACUCCUGAAGUUACCUGGAAAAGACUGUAACCCCGCUUCGUAGUACUGCUGGAGAACUGUAUGCGCUGUAGCACAUAGUUCGUUCUGAUGGAGUUGUGUGUGUCCAGGUGUGUGCGGCCUCUUGAGGUCAACCAGAAGAUAAGCUGGUGUUUGUUUUGUUUUGUUUGUUUGUUUUUCCCUCAUAGUUUUGUUUUGAAUUCUGAAGGGGAAACGGGAAAGUGUUUUUUGAGGGUUUAGUCAGUUCAGCUUUAAUUUUGCAUGUUUUACAAAGGCAUGAUGUAAACAAGAGGAUAGUUUGGCCCAUUUAUUUAAACGAGCAAAAAAAUAUAUAUUUGUUUUUAUACCUUAUCAGUAUUUAAAAUGAUAAUAAUGACACACAAUGUUAGGGUUUUUAUUCUGUACAUUUCCGAGAGGUCUGAUUUCAAAUGUUACUGUAUGUGUGGUCUUUUGUGUUGAUUUGCUCAUAAUAAAAGGUCAAUUACAACAA
Alosa alosa (allis shad) is the source of this 4371-nucleotide messenger RNA. It is a transcript of the gene ppp1r14c, whose product is annotated as protein phosphatase 1, regulatory (inhibitor) subunit 14C. Gene Ontology annotation, cellular component: cytoplasm. Gene Ontology annotation, biological process: regulation of phosphorylation. Lineage: Eukaryota; Metazoa; Chordata; Actinopteri; Clupeiformes; Clupeidae. The record is from RefSeq and is a predicted model, not a curated record. Gene Ontology annotation, molecular function: protein serine/threonine phosphatase inhibitor activity. The transcript is spliced from 4 exons. The coding region runs from base 112 to 534 and encodes 140 amino acids.